AUGCAAGGUUUCACAUUCACACCCCCGACAGGCCCACCCAGGGAAGGCCAGAAAAACUAUGUAUUCGUUGAUGAACAUAACAGGCAUAAGAGGCUCAAAGUAAUGCGAGCUUGCAAUGGCUGCAGGAAACGGAAGAUCAAGUGUGAUGCUGCUACAACAAACACGUGGCCUUGUUCGGCAUGCACACGCUUGAAGUUAGUAUGCGUUCCUCCAACAAUUGGGCAUGAUGGCGAGUAUCCUGCAGUGGAAAGCGUUGAAACCAAUCCUGUCGACUCGUUGGGCGCGUCGAACACAUCAGAACCCUCACUAUCGUCAUAUACGAGCUCCCAAACAUAUCGAGAUUCCGGGCCACCUUCAAUGAGUAGCAUGCACCCAUAUAAUGACAACAUCGGGAUCUAUCCACAAUUUGCGCAUUCUACUCCAGGCCAGCCAAAUGUCUACGACAUGAGGUCGCCCCAAGUGGCCAUGCCACAUCAUCAAUACACUCAGUCACAGAUGUUCUCCAACGAUCAAACUCAGCCUCUGGGAACCGCAGAAAGUGAUAUAUACAGUGAGCACGACCAGUCCACUGCAGAGAACCUCAGCGAGGUCUUAGGGGAGCUCAAGAUAGACGAGACUGGUAUUGCGCCGUACAUCAGACAGCAACGAAGGGAAAGGGCUGAACCAGAAAUCCCGACCCAGGAUGAAGUAGACGAAAAGUUACCACCUCUCAGUACCGGAGCUGGAGCCACUAUACGCAUCCCGCCCGAACUCAUGCCAUCUGAUGACGAGGUCAUGAAUUAUUUCAAGAUAUAUUUUGAUGAUAUUCAUCCUUACGUCCCUGUCAUCCAUCGAUCUCAUCUGUACUAUCAGUGGCAACACGAACGAAGCUCAAUAUCUCCGCUUCUACUCGAGGCACUAUUUGCAUGCGCAGGGAGGCUAUCGGACGACCCGGCCCAAGGAGCACAGUGGCUCGCAUUAGCAAACAGGCACGAAUCUAGUUUUAUGGACGAACCUCGCCUCAGUACGAUACAAGCUCUGCUUCUACUGUUGAAGGCCCGAGAGUCACGGCCUAAGAAAGGUUAUUAUUACCGUUCUUGGCAAACCGUCAAAACGAUCAUCUCCAUGGCGAAAGAUCUGGAUAUCCAUGAACAUAACAAUCUCCACACGGAAGGCAGGUCUUGCGACUUGAAUCCGGUAGAAUGCUUGGUGCAGACACGGGUCUGGCAGGCCCUCCUGGUUGUCGAAGUCAUGAUAGGAGCGCCGCAGGGGCGCUCCGAUUACGGUGUGGACCAUGAGACAGUAAAUACGAGUCCAACUUUGGAUAUCAGAGGCCUUGAUCAGUUCGAAAUGGAUCGGUCAAGGCAAUAUGCGUACUUCGUCCGGAAUGCACGCCAUAUUCGCAUCAUUGCCGACAUAUAUCAUAAGAUAAAGAAACAAAAAGAUUGGGGGGCUAAUCCUAAGUUCGUUGAAAAGAACCCUCUCUUUACCGACUGGCUUCAGAGUUUACCACCGGAUCUACAAGUCAACUAUCCUCCCGAUGGCUCACCACCAUGGAUUCCAUCACAUUUUGUCGGAAAUAUGCACUCCCACUGUCAUCUUGGGAUUAUCCUGUUGCACCGUCCACAAUUAAUAGCCUCCAAAUCUUUUGCGGCAGGGGGAGGUUGGAAGAUGCAUAUGGCGUUAUGCUACUCUUCGGCAAAAUACCUUUGUAGGCUCCAAGAAGCCAUUCUGAACCGCUUUGGGCUGUCUGGCCUGCUUUUCAUGCAAAGGGGCAUAAAUUUCACAAUAUACACCAUCUUGACAUGCACAAUGCUGCACCUUGUGGCCAUAACAUCUCCAGACCCGAAUUUUCAUACGGACGCGCGGGAAUACUUCACACGACACAUGCGAAUACUUGAGCGUUGUUCUUCUGCUUGGCCUAUGCCAGAGUUACAAGCGCAAAUAGAUUCAUUGCGUUUCGCCUUUUCAGCUGAUGUGAACCGACCUUUCGAUUUGAAGCCAACUUUCCCAUAUGGGAGUCCCUCCGAGCCAUAUCACCCAAGCCCGCCAAUAGAUUCACAUUACGCUUCUCAAAUCAGUCAAGUACCUGGCGUUCAAAGUAGAUCCGAUUCCUCUCAGCUCCAGCCCUUGGGAUUAAUCCCCUCCCAAUCGAUCUCCACCCACGGAAUGAAUGCGCCUUUGGUUGAUGAAAAUAGCUGGGAUCCUACUCGUAUUAUCAAUCAAUGGGAUAUGGCAUUUUCUAUUGGUACACCCACUGUGACAACAAACUCCCCACCAAUGGCUCUGAGCAAUCCUGCUCAGGCUGUUCAACCUUCUUUACCUGACCAUUUCCCCGUACAAUAUGAGCAGCAAUCAAAGGUUACCCCGGUCGCGCCAGCUCCCAUGCCACAAACUCAAUUCACUGGGCAACAAGUUUUGUUCACAGCGCGAGAUUGGCAACAAAGUGUAGCUAGUGUGUACGAUCCAAACGGUCUCAAACGGCGGUGGAAUUAUUCAGUCGACCUAGGAACCGAAGGCACUUCAAAGCGCCAGCGGUAA
Messenger RNA from Aspergillus tubingensis, 2520 nucleotides. Its product is annotated as Zn(II)2Cys6 transcription factor. Lineage: Eukaryota; Fungi; Ascomycota; Eurotiomycetes; Eurotiales; Aspergillaceae. The transcript is spliced from 9 exons. The coding region runs from base 1 to 2520 and encodes 839 amino acids. Gene Ontology annotation, molecular function: DNA binding; DNA-binding transcription factor activity, RNA polymerase II-specific; zinc ion binding. The record is from RefSeq and is a predicted model, not a curated record. Gene Ontology annotation, biological process: regulation of DNA-templated transcription; DNA-templated transcription.